Messenger RNA from Aspergillus ibericus CBS 121593, 1030 nucleotides. RefSeq lists its product as uncharacterized. NCBI's taxonomy places the organism in Eukaryota, Fungi, Ascomycota, Eurotiomycetes, Eurotiales, Aspergillaceae. The transcript is spliced from 3 exons. Gene Ontology annotation, biological process: mitochondrial respiratory chain complex I assembly. The record is from RefSeq and is a predicted model, not a curated record. Bases 87 to 617 code for a protein of 176 amino acids. Gene Ontology annotation, cellular component: membrane.
CUCAGCCACCUCCACCAUCGCCCUUCGCACUGCCCCAAUCUCGAUCGCACCCCCCUCUCCGUCGCCUGAAUCGUCCCGGCGCCCCAAUGAGUCCAGUGAACAGUCUCUGGUUCAAGUGGAAGAGCCUUCGCCUACCCUGGCGAAGAUCCUUCCUCGUCGGCUCCGAUCUCUCCGGAAACACCUUCUGGGAAUUCCGAGACAAGCUCAAUGCUGGGCGCUUCCGCCGCAUCGUCAAAACCGACCCCAAAACCCACUACAGCGAUGUCCAAGUGAGCCCCCAAUGGCACCAAUGGCUUCGCUACGUGCGCGCAGACCCCCCUUCCCUCGAAGAACAGCAACAAGACGUCAUCCGCCAGAUCCAGAUCAAGGAGCUCGCCCGACUAGCCGAUGAACGCUGGGCCAGCAAACCGUCUUACCUCGACAUGCCCAAAUCCCAGCAACAGCAACAGCAGCAACCGCUCCCCGCGACGAACACGAGUGACGCGACUGUGAACCAAGCAAGGAGUUCGCCGAAGGCUCCGGAUGCCAAACAAGAUCCGUGGGCGAAGGCCGCGGCAGGUAAUCCCGGUGAUAACUGGCAGCCUGAUUCGUGGAGUCCGAAUAGUUCGAAGAGAUGAGUAAGGGAUCUGGGGGGAGCUUGAUACGAGGGAGGCUUCGAUACUUGCCUCUGGUUGAGCUUCUUGUUGAAAAAUAUUAUUAGAUCUGUCACGCCUGAAGGCAUCUGGGUCGCCUUACCGGGCUUGCCAUCCGUUCCCGAUUUGCGGAACGCGCCCCUUGGAACAGCGAGUGGUUGGCGGGCGUUGUCGGACUGCUGCUGGCUUGGGUUGAUUGGGGAACCCUGGUUUGGUAUUGAUCAGUGAGGGGAUGUCUAUUUGGUCUUCUCUCGGGUCGAGAAACCAUCUGUAUAUUAUGAAUCGUUGUAUCAUGAACCGUGUAUAUUAUUUCCAUCCUACCACUCACUACACUAGAAACUUGUCUCUGGAUCAAAUCAAGAUGAUGUGGUAUAUUAUAGCCGCUGAACGCGCAACUU